Molecule: messenger RNA, 738 nt
Organism: Aspergillus terreus NIH2624
Lineage: Eukaryota; Fungi; Ascomycota; Eurotiomycetes; Eurotiales; Aspergillaceae
Exons: 4
Coding region: 1-738 (245 amino acids)
Molecular function (GO): oxidoreductase activity, acting on NAD(P)H
Source: RefSeq, a predicted model, not a curated record
AUGGAUUCCAAAAUGCUGGGUGGUGGCAGCAACUGUGGGAAAUUUGGUGUGCAACUCACUGUCCUGGCAGGAUUUGAGCGUAUCGUGGUUGUUGGUGGAAACGAGACAGAACUCAGGUCGUACGGGGCGACGCACGUAAUGGACCGGUACGGGACCCCGAGCGAGACUGUUUCUCGCAUACGCGAGAUCGUGGGCGAUGACCUACUCUAUGCCUACGACGCUGUUAACCCUCCAGCCACUCAAAUAAUCAGAAUCAACGCACUCUCGUCUACUCGCAAGGGCAAAGUGGCUCGGUUAUUGCCUGCGGCCCCUAUAGACGAGUCUCUCGUCGAAAACAAGAGCGCGCGCUACGAGCUCCUGGAUGUUCUUGGUAGUUCCAGAUUGGGUAUUAAGAGUCACAGUACAAGACCCAAUGGGUCCAUUCUUAAGUCACAUUCUUUCAAAAGCUGCUGUAGCCCAAGUGGCUAUUUGGGCCGGCUUAUUCAGGCCCCUACAAAAGUUCACCGACGUUUGAAAUAUUUAGAGGCUUCCUGCCGCCCGGAACUGGAUCCGCUGGGACUCCUAUGCUUCCCUCUAACCUCGCUGCCCACCAGGAACUCAACCGUGGACCCAACCCGACUCACUCCGCCGACUUCGAACACUUUCCUCCAACGAGUCGCUGGGACAUUGGAGCAAAAGGCCUACUUCCCGCUUUCUGGGAAGGAGGGCUGGACGCCGAGUAGCAUCGAUACUCCGUAA